Molecule: messenger RNA, 2368 nt
Organism: Stylophora pistillata
Lineage: Eukaryota; Metazoa; Cnidaria; Anthozoa; Scleractinia; Pocilloporidae
Product: glutathione hydrolase 1 proenzyme
Biological process (GO): glutathione catabolic process
Cellular component (GO): plasma membrane
Molecular function (GO): glutathione gamma-glutamate hydrolase
Source: RefSeq, a predicted model, not a curated record
AUUCCUAAAAACGCACUCAAAUUCUCAGUGGUUGCUCGCGUAACUGAACGCGCAUUACACAACGCGUGACUCUGAUGAAAUAAUCCUUCGCUUUUCCUCGAGACGUGAGCUUGGGACGCCUGGGGUUUCAACGACAUCUGUUUCCCGAAUAGUUGCUAGGUAGAGGUUAUCGCUUUCACUGUCUCGCCAUAGAUUUUUCAUCAACUGGCUGCCGAAUGGAGGAAGGCUUGCAUAAAGAAUCGCUCUCAGGUAAUCAGUCAGAGAGGCGGAGACGACUCAAUGGCAUCAUUUGCAUUACAAUAACCUUUGUACUCUUGGUACUAUUUGCACUUAUAUUCAUCAUUGCCUGGACAACUUACAAAGUAGAAGAACCAAUCCCCACCAAUCCACUAAUCCCUCUUCCACCCACCGGUCCACCAGGAGCGGAUGGCCCCUAUAAGCAUGCGGUUGUUGCUUCGGACGCUGGCCCCUGCUCAGAGAUAGGCCGGGACAUUCUAAACAAAAAUGGAUCAGCAAUGGAUGCUUCCAUUGCUGCCUUGUUCUGUAUUGGGGUUUACAACAUGCACUCGGCCGGUAUAGGGGGUGGAGGCUUCUUGGUUGUGUACAAUAAGAGCAAUGGGUCUGUGGAGGUGAUAGAUUUCCGUGAAGAAGCCCCAGGGAAGGCCAACAGAUCCAUGUAUGUUGGAGGAACUAUCAGUUCCAGAGAAGGUCCGACGGGCUCUGGGGUGCCUGGCGAGGUAAAAGGUUUUUACGAAGGCUGGAAAAAGUAUGGCAAACUCUCCUGGAAGGAACUGGUACAACCAUCCAUUGAUAUGGCAAGAAAAGGAUUUCCAUUUGGUUAUGCUGCUUACAAAGCAGCCGUAAGGUCAUCUGUAAAGCCUCUUCUUGAAAAAGACCCUGGCAUGAGGGAACUACUCUUCAACAAGAACGGCGAAUUAAAGAAGCUAGGCGAGACCCUGUACAUGCCCAAGCUCGCGAAAACACUGGAGCGAAUUCGUGACAAACCUGAUGAUUUUUACAACGGAAAACUUGCCGAGGAAAUUGUAAAAGACGUCAAGGAAGGCGGCGGUAUUUUUACCUUAAACGAUUUAAAGAGUUACAGAGCAAAAUUUAAGACACCCAUAAAAGGAACGCUGGGGGAGUACAACUGGUACUCAACUCCUCCUCCGGGAAGCGGUGCUGUGCUGAGUCUUAUCCUGAAUAUUUUAAAAGGAUACAAAAUGAAACCGUCUGAUCGAGAAGGAACAAAGAAUUCGGUCUUGACGUACCACAGGAUCGUAGAGGCCUUUAAGUUUGCAUACGCAUACAGAGCUUUGUUGGGAGACCAGGACUUUGCAAAUGUGACACAGGUUCUCAAGGAAAUGACAAACGAGACGUUUGCAGAAUCAUUGCGUCAGAAGAUCCAGGACGACCGCACAUUCACAAAUUACACCUACUACGGUGACUUCUAUCAAAAAUCCAAGGAUCAGGGGACUUCGCAUUUGUCAGUUAUUGCAGAAAAUGGCGACGCUGUUUCAGCAACUACCACGAUCAAUCUGUAUUAUGGAUCGAAAUAUCGAUCGACUCGUACUGGUAUCAUUUACAACAACGAAAUGGACGACUUUUCGACUCCGGGGGAAGUAAACGCGUUUGGCGUUUUACCAUCAGAAUCAAACAUGAUUGCACCGGGGAAGAGGCCUCAGUCCUCCACGACACCCUCUAUAUUUGUGGAUAAAAGCGGGGUGGCACGUUUGGUUCUUGGUGCGUCUGGUGGAACGAAAAUAACAACUGCUGUUUCCUUGGUUACAAUGAAUUAUCUCUGGUUUAACCGAACCCUCCCUCAAGCCGUUAUCGAUCCCAGACUCCAUCAUCAAUUACUACCGAUGUACAUUCGUAUCGACAAAGAUUACCCCAUGCCGCCCCAAAUCCAAGAAGGACUAAAGAAACUUGGGCAUGAAGUAGAGCCCAAGAGUGGUUACGCAGUGGUCCAGGUUGUGGCAAGGAAUAAAGAUGGAACACUGACAGGCAAAUCUGACCCAAGGAAGAGUGCCUGGGCAGCUGGUUACUGAUUAGUGUAAAGCAAUGCAACGAAACCUCACGCAACCUAAUGUAACUAAGUAGAUAUAUGAAUUGAAAGGCGAGUUUCUUGUUUGAAGAAGUCCCAUUCAUUGAAUAGGUAAAGUUCCUUAUAACCUUAACUUAUAAAACUGCUGCCAAGACUUGAAGACUACAAUUGUAACUGACUUUAGGGCGUGAUCCUUAGAAUAGAAGAGUAUGUACUUUACUGAUCUUAAAGUGUCAAAGCGUGUAACACAACAUGUUUAGUUAAACCCAUUAAAUUUCAGAGCAAAAUUUCAUAACCAAUAAACCGGCAAUGUGGUUACAGUAA